AUGGAGGACGCUAACAAACGUUUUCAACACUGCAGGAGCAGUGUUUAUUUUACUUUAUUCCGGGACAAUGUGGACUGCCCAGACGUUCAAUGUAGCAACUGUUUGCUUGCAGAGGACUACAGUGACGAAGUGGCUACUCUUAGCAAACAGGUAGCGAACCUACACAAGCUCCUGGGGAAUCCACGCCCGCCUAUUUUUUCCUUUAUCUUCCACCCCAGUAGCUGGAUGCCACUCUGGCCUGGUGGAAGUGUUGCAGCCGUGUCAGCUCUCCACAGCCGACUGGCCGGUACUCUUCAGGGAUCCCUCCCAGAAGGGGUCUCCCACUUCCCUGGAGAAUGGAGUUGGUGGGAUGCUCCUGGAUGACUUGGUGGAUGUUCCUGUUCUCGAUCCUACCAACCAGCCAUGGAGCAAAUGGCGUCCUCUGGCAAUGGGGGCCUCCUUGGAGAUGUUAAGCCCAGACAUGACACAGACUAGAUAAAGCUUCGCCACCCUGGAACCAGAGGCUCCGGCGCCUUCCCUGAGGGCUUCCGAUUACAGAUCGGAUCCGAAGGUACUGUACCUGCACCUUAGUCCUCUGUUCUGUCUCCCUCUCCGAUGGCUUCUACCUCAGGUUCAGAUCCUCAGAGCGCACACCCUCAACAGACCGUGAGGCUGUCUGAAACUCCGGCCCAUUCAUCAUCCAUGAUGGAUACCACAGCUGGCUCGGGUGCAUCAGACCCCAGGUUUGUGAAACCACUCGAGGCGAAAGAACGGCCUGACUUCCUCAACCAUUGCAUCAGCUGUCGUCAUCAGCAGUUCUAUGGUAAGGAACAUCACGGUUCCCGGGGCAAAAACCCUGUGCUAUCUUGAAGCACGAGUCCAGGACAUAUCAAGGCUGCUUCCGACCGUUCUACAACAGCUGCCGGGAACUGACGCUGUCGGAGUCCAUGUGGAGUCAAACGACAUUAGGAGGGCUAGCUCGGAACUUCUGAAAGAUUCCAAAAAGCGGCCAAAUUAUUUCAGGUCCGGUACCAUCGUUGGGCCGCGGGUGUGAAAGAUUCAGCAGGCUACUGGCAUUACACACCUGGCUAAAAUAUUACUGUAGCUCUGUUGGAAUCACUUUUAGAAAUAACUUUGAAACCUUCUGGAAACAGAAGAUGCCCUACAGGAAUGAUGGAGUCUAUCCUAAUCAUCUUGGCUCCUGGACUCUGUCCAAGCAUUUCAAGGCUGCGUUGAGACAAUUAGUUAUGUAUGACCAAAGUCGAGCUGAGUUAAUCCCUACAAUUGUGUAGCUGAGUUGUCAUAAUGCUGCAGCAAAUGUACAUUAUCGCAGGGGUGUUGGCAGACACAAUGUACAUAACCUAAUUAAUGUCCUUCUAAUUGCCCUGAAUGCCUAUGUUGAUCCUACAGCUAUUGUGUACAGCAGUCAUGUGCCUAUGAACCAGAGUUAUACUGUUAGCACUUAGGCAGUGUGCCCUAGUAGGAAGUCCACUGUGUGCAGCUCACCCUGCACUAUCAGCUUAAACAUCAAUAUCAUGAGCAUGUCUACUUCUGCUAAGCUUCCCAGUAAAGCAAUGAAAACAAUCAAGCAUCCCAGAAAAGUGCUAAAAACAGCCCACAUGAACAUAUGUAGCCUAAAAAACAAGGUUCUUGAAAUCAAUAACUUGCUAGUAACAGAUGACAUUCAUAUUCAGACUAUCUCUGAAGCUCACUUAGAUAAUACAUUUGAUGAUACAGUGGUAGCAAUACAUGGAUAUAACAUCUACAGAAAAUACAGAAAUGUCAGUGGUGGAGGUGUUGCUGUUUAUAUUUGGAACCACAUUCAUGUAAAGAUUAGAGAGGAUCUCAUGUUAAAUACUGUUUAAGUAAUAGGGCUACAGGUUAAUCUGCCUCACCUAAAGCCCAUUCUUCUGCGAAGCUGCUAUAGACCACCAAGUGCUAACAGUCAGUAUCUGGAUAAUAUGUGUGAAAUCAAAUCAAAUCAAAAUGUAUUUGUGACAUGCGCCGAAUACAACAGGUCUUACUUACAAGCCCUUAACCAACUAUUAAGAAAAUAGAUUUAAGAAAAUAUUUACUAAAUGUGAUUUGUUUCAGGAAACUAGGCGUAUGUCACGCGUCACUACUUCAUAGGAGAGCCAUUUGAACGUAAACUUUUUUUUAUUUUUAUCAAUGCGUUAUUUGGCAGGAAUGCCUUCUGGAACAUGUGAACUUUCAUGUGCCUUAAUAACAAACGUGUAUGCCAUCUGUAAAUACGAAUAAAAUUGUUAAAUUACGAGCCUAGUUGGUUUAGCCACAGAAAAAGACAGCAACCUUCCCGCUAUUUUCUACAUUGUAGAAUAAUAAAAACUAUGAAAUAACACAUAUGAAAAUGGCGCUUACAGAGAAGGCUGCCUCGCUUCUAGUCCUUAGGAAACGUUGCAGUAUAUAGUUUUUUCUGUAUUAUUUCUUACAUUGUUAGCUCAGAAAAUCUUAAGUGUUAUUACAUACAGCCGGGAAGAACUAUUGGAUAUCAGAGCGGCGUCAACUUACCAACACUACGACCAGGAAUACGACUUUCACGAAGUGGAUCCUUUGUCCGUACCACCCAGGGCAUUGGAACUGAUUCCAAAGGCCGACCCAAAUCAAGCCGCCGGAGGAGAGGCAGCCAGAACGCUCUUCUAGUCAGACUUAGGAGGCGCGCACACCGCCCAUCGCUUCCAAGUGUAUUACUCGCUAAUGUUCAGUCCCUAGAUAACAAAGUGGAUGAGAUAAGUGCAAUGGUUGCUUUCCAGAGAGACAUCAGGGAUUGUAACAUACUCUGUUUUACGGAAACAUGGCUCUCUCGGGAUAUACUGUCCCCAUCCAUACAGCCAUCUGGGUUCUCAGUACAUCACGCUGACUGGAAUAAACAUCUCUCCGGGAAGAAGACGGGUGGGGUGGUUUGUUUCAUGAUUAACAACUCAUGGUGUAAUUGUAACAACAUACAGGAACUCAAGUCAGUUUGUUCACCUGACCUAGAAUUCCUCAGAAUCAAAUGCCGACCGUAUUAUCUCCGAAGAGAAUUCUCUUUGGAUAUUGUUACAGCCGUGUAUAUCCCCCCUCGAGCCGAUACCACGACGGCCCUCAAGGAACUUCACUGGACUUUAUGCAAACAGGAAACCAUAUAUCCUGAGGCUGCAUUUAUUGUAGCUGGGGAUUUUAACAAAGCAAAUUUGAGAAAAAGGCUACCUAAAUUCUAUCAGCAUAUUGACUGUAGCACUCGCACUGGAAAAACACUGGAUCACUGCUACACUAAUUUCCGCUCUGCAUACAAGGCCCUCCCCUGACCUCCUUUCGGCAAGUCUGACCACGACUCCAUUUUGCUCCUCUCUUUCUAUAGGCAGAAACUCAAACGGGAAGCACCAUGCUAAGGACUAUUCAAUGCUGGUCUGACCAAUCGGAAUCCACGUAGCAUUCGCGAUAAACUGAAAGCACGAACCACCGCAUUUAACCAUGGUAAGGUGACGGGGAAUAUGGCAGAAUACAAACAGAGUGGUCGUUCCCUCCGCAAGGAAAUCAAACAGGCAAAACUUCAAUAUCGAGACAAAGUGAAGCCGCAAUUCAACGGCUCAGACACGUGAUGUAUGUGGCAGGGUUUACAGACAAUCACGGACUCCAAUAGGAAAACCAGCCACGUCCCGGACACCGACGUCUUGAUGCCAGACAAGCUAAACAAGUUCUUUGCCCGCUUUGAGGAUAAUACAGUGCCACCGACGCGGCCAGCUACCAAGAACUGUGGGCUCUCCUUCUCCGUGGCCGACGUGAGUAAGACAUUUAAAUGUGUUAACCCUCGCAAGGCUGCCGGCCCAGACAGCAUUCCUAGCCGCGUCCUCAGAGCAUGCGCAGACCACCUGGCUGGUGUGUUACGGACAUAUUCAAUGUCUCCCUAUCCCAGUCUGCUGUCCCCACAUGCUUUAAGAUUGCCACCAUUGUUCCUGUACCCAAGAAUUUAAAGGUAACUGAACUAAAUGACUAUCGCCCUGUAGCACUCACUUCUGUCAUCAUGAAGUGCUUUGAAAGACAAGGAUCAUAUCACCUCCACCUUACCUGUCACCCUAGACCCACUUCAAUUUGCUUACCGCCCCAAUAGGUCCACAGACGAUGCAAUCGACGCUCGGAAUAACAUCUGCUAACCAUGUGUAUGUGACCAAUACAUUUGAUUGAUAACCAAAAAAGUGUUAAAGAAAUCGAAAUAUAUUUUAUAUUUAAGAUUCUUCAAAUAGCCACCCUUUGCCUUGAUGACUGCUUUGCACACUCUUGGCAUUCUCUCAACCAGCUUCACCUGGAAUGCUUUUCCAACAGUCUUGAAGGAGUUCCCACAUAUGCUGAGCACUUGUUGACUGUUUUUCCUUCAUUCUGCAGUCCGACUCAUCCCAAACCAUCUCAAUUUGGUUGAGGUCAGGGGAUUGUGGAGGGCAUGGGAUGGAUAUUUUCACUCUGGCUGGAUUCCAAUAGGAAUUACACAUCACUUUGCAAGCAAGCAUGAUGUGACUUGCAGGCUUGAUGUAGCCUGUAAACCAGGAGUUUCAGACCACGUUAGGGUGUAACUAGGCCCUCAAAGAAAGGCCUUAUGAUAUAUACUAUGUAAUGUGUUGCAAUAACUUUUCACUGGGAAAUGUGCAAAUAAGGUUAAAUACAUUGUCAAGUUGAAUUGUAUGAUCUCUCAACCUAAAAUUCUAAGUUGAGUGAACAUACAAUUCAACUUGACAAAGUAUGUUGGUUCAGCUAUAUGCCCAAAUGUUGAGCAAACUCACAAUCUUAUUGCAGCUGGUUGCCUUACAAAUGCAUGUUGAAUCUUCUUUUUUUUUCUUUGUGCAUGGUACUGUGUCCACAUCACAAUGUGUAGGUGCUAGGGUGUGUGCCAUGGCUGGCAUUGGUCAGUGGCCUACCAGUCAGUGGUUUGACAUUGGUAUUACAUUGGAAUACAACGACACAUUCGAGAAUGAUUUGAAUUGUUCGCUUUUUGAGAACAGACGGUGUUAAGUUUUGUGUAUGGAGCAUGUGACAUGCAUGUUAAUGGCGGGUUGUUAAAAGGGGUGUGUCUUGUUUUUACUCUGUGUAGAGCUUGCAGACGGCACGUUCAGAAGAGGACAGGGACACCCUUUGGGACCCCUGGGGCUCCUGGAGUGAAUGUUCUCGCACCUGUGGAGGAGGGGCCUCGUACUCACUUCGACGCUGCCUCAGCUCAAAGUAAGACACUCAGCCGCUUAUCCUCUCUCUCUCCCCUCUCCUGCUCUCUUCCCCUCUCACCUAGUCUAUUUUACUCUCCAAUGUCUUCUGUUUUUGCUUGUGUGUGUGUAUCAAAUCAAAUUGUAUUCGUCACAUGCUUCGAAAACAUCCAUGGGCAAUUUGUAAGCUUUUGCUGAAACUUGGCUGAGGUAAUAUCCUUCCUCAAAGACUGACCAAUUGGACUGGUUUCCAUUAAGUCCAACAUGAUGGAAGAGGGGUGGGUCCCUCUUGCUCCGUGGUUUAUGUCCUGCCAAAUGAACCCAGACGGAGUCCCUAAUAGUGUGAGUAAAUCUCACCGCGAGCACCGUUCCUAUGGGCUAUAAUAGAAGUGCUCAAAAUACAUUUUAUAUGACUGUUAACCUCUUAAGGAUUGGAUCCUUUUUUUCAAUUUUCGCCUAAAAUGACAUACCCAAAUCUAACUGCCUGUAGCUCAGGACCUGAAGCAGAGAUAUAUAUAUUCUUGAUACCAUUUGAAAGGAAACACUUUGAAGUUUGUGGAAAUGUGAAAGUAAUGUAGGAGAAUAUAACACAUUAGAAAUGGUAAAAGAUAAUACAAACAAAAAAACAUGCUUUUUCUAUUAUCAUUUUUGUUCCAUGAUCUUUGAAACGCAAGAGAAAGGCCACAAUAUAAUAUUGCAGUUUAAGCACAAUUUAGAGUUUGGCCAUUAGAUGGAAGCAGUGUGUGGAAAGUUUCAGAUUGAUCCAGUGCAAUACUGGACUAUUUUGUAUCAAGUCUGCCCAAAUGUGCCGAAUUGGUCAAUUAAUACAUUUUCAAGUACAUAACUAUAGAGAACAUACAAAAAUUAUAUGGUAAUACAAAACGUAAGUUUACACCUUCCCAGGAAUGUUAUACAUGAUGGAUCAUUAGCUUAUGCACUAACUUUCACACAUUUGGAUGGCCGGGCGGGGUGGGUGUGGAGCCAGAGACAGCAGGGGUUCAAACUUUAGAACCCAGUUCCUACAUUUGAAUAUAAAAAUUGAUUUUAUCAAACAAAACUAUGCUACAUUUUAUCUCUGGGACCCUUAGGAUGACAAAUCAGAGCAAGAUUACUGAAUGUAAGUACAUUAUUUACUUUCAGAGGUGAAUGUAUCAAACCAGUUGCCUUGAUAAGUAUUUUGUUGUUGUGCACUCUCCUCAAACAAUAGCAUGGUAUUUUUUCACUGUAAUAGCUACUGUAAAUUGGACAGUGCAGUUGGAUUAACAAGACUUUAAGCUUUCUGCCCAUAUAAGACAUGUCUACGUCCUGGAAAGUUUGCAGUUACUUACAAUAGUCAUGCUAAUCACAUUAGCGCACGCUAGCUCAACCAUCCCAUAUACGGGACACCGAUCCCGUAGAGGUUAAAGAGCCCUGAAGGGUUAACAGAGAGAUCUAUUGUGUUUCCCCACAUCCAAUGAGCCCUGGCCUCCAUCUGUGCUUCAACCAAAAGUUGACGGAAAAUGUGAGGCGCCCUGAUUAUCGAUAACGAGUUAAGCGUGUUUCUUAAAUCAGAGCCACCUUGGAGGAGGCAGCUCAAUGAGAAGCACAAGCAGCACACUAAAAUCUCAAAGGCUGACGGGAACACACGAAGAAGCCAAUGACAAAAAUAUUGGGAGAAAGAGAUGGAGACAGCGUAUGUUGUCACAUUUAUAUACGGGGCGGGGAGAUAAUUAGUGCAGGAUAGUUGCUUGUCACCAAGGAAAAGGGUGGCUACUUUAAAUAAUCUAAAAUCUAACAUCUAUUUGGAUUUCUUUAACACUUUUUUGGUUACUGCAUAGAAAAUAGUAAAAAUAAAUAAUUUAAACUGGUACCGGGGGACCUUCAGACAAGUCUUGAGAGUUCUGUGGGUCCAAACCAUCUGACCCAGAUGUUUCUUGGGGGUCUAGUUUAAGGAGCUCCUUCAGCACCUCGGACUCAGUCACCGCCUGCAGGGAGAAACUAUGCAGGGGAAAAAGAGGGAGGAGCAUCGGGACUAGUUUCAUUAGAAAGGGUGGGAGAUGAGGAAAUGUUGGACGGGCAAGGAGGCAUGACUGAGUCAAAUAGCAAUCCUGACUUAAUGAAGUGGUGAUUAAAGAGCUCAGCCAUGUGCUCCUUGUCAGUAACAACCAGAUCAUCAACAUUAAGGGACAUGGGCAGCUGUGAGGAGGAGGGUUUAUUCUCCCGGUCUUUAACCGUUUUCCAGAACUUCUUGGAGUUGGACCCACAGAGAGAGAACUGCUCCUUAAAGUAA
Coregonus sp. 'balchen' is the source of this 7434-nucleotide messenger RNA. The record is from the annotation of a GenBank genome assembly. Lineage: Eukaryota; Metazoa; Chordata; Actinopteri; Salmoniformes; Salmonidae.